Molecule: messenger RNA, 2306 nt
Organism: Scophthalmus maximus (turbot)
Lineage: Eukaryota; Metazoa; Chordata; Actinopteri; Pleuronectiformes; Scophthalmidae
Gene: ldha
Product: lactate dehydrogenase A4
Exons: 8
Coding region: 157-1155 (332 amino acids)
Biological process (GO): carboxylic acid metabolic process
Cellular component (GO): cytoplasm
Molecular function (GO): L-lactate dehydrogenase (NAD+) activity
Source: RefSeq, a predicted model, not a curated record
UUUAAAUACCGGGACUCGCCGCCCCUCCCGCAGCAGCAGCAGCAGCACCACUUCUGCGGAGAAGGCUGUCCUCACACACACUCACACACAGAUCCACUCCACCUCGUCUUCUUCUCGCCCCCGUUUUUUUUGGUUCCAACAGAAACAAAUCCAAAGAUGUCCACCUAUGACAAGCUGAUUAGCCACGUGAUGAAGGAGGAGCCUGUUGGCAGCAGGAACAAGGUGACGGUGGUGGGCGUCGGCAUGGUGGGCAUGGCCUCCGCCAUCAGCAUCCUGCUAAAGGAUUUGUGUGAUGAGCUGGCCAUGGUUGAUGUGAUGGAGGACAAGCUGAAGGGCGAGGUCAUGGACCUGCAGCACGGAUCCCUGUUCCUCAAGACGCACAAGAUCAUGGCCGACAAAGACUACAGCGUGACAGCCAACUCCAAGGUGGUGGUGGUUACUGCCGGUGCCCGCCAGCAGGAGGGCGAGAGCCGCCUCAACCUGGUGCAGCGCAACGUCAACAUUUUCAAGUUCAUCAUCCCGAACAUCGUCAAGUACAGCCCCAACUGCAUCCUGAUGGUGGUCUCCAACCCAGUGGACAUCCUGACCUAUGUGGCCUGGAAGCUGAGUGGCUUCCCUCGUCACCGCGUCAUCGGCUCUGGCACCAACCUGGACUCCGCCCGUUUCCGCCACCUCAUGGGAGAGAAGCUCAACAUCCACCCGUCAAGCUGCCACGGCUGGAUCAUCGGAGAGCACGGGGACUCCAGUGUGCCUGUGUGGAGCGGCGUGAACGUUGCCGGAGUUUCUCUGCAGCAACUAAACCCCAAAAUGGGGACUGAGGAUGACAGUGAGAACUGGAAGGCCGUUCACAAGAUGGUGGUUGAUGGAGCCUAUGAGAUUAUCAAGCUGAAGGGCUACACUUCCUGGGCCAUUGGCAUGUCUGUGGCCAAUCUGGUGGAAAGCAUCACCAAGAACCUGCACAGAGUGCACCCUGUGUCCACACUGGUCCAGGGCAUGCAUGGCGUGAAGGACGAGGUCUUCCUGAGUAUCCCCUGUGUCCUGGGCAGCAGCGGCCUGACCGACGUCAUCCACGUGGCGCUGAAGGCCGAGGAGGAGAAGCAGCUGGUGCAGAGUGCCGAGACCCUGUGGGGCGUACAGAAGGAGCUCACCAUGUGAAGAGCGCUCCCCCCCCUGAAUUCUACACACCACACCGAGCACCGCGUAGUUAAACCCUCACCUACUGUACCUCCUGUGUCCCUUCACGGCAACGAUCGAAUGAGACCUUUUAGUAUCGAAACAAAAAAGGCCAAGUGUUUGUAGCUAAACCACUGGAGAGCUAGAUUCUAGUUUCAUACAGUGAUGCAUGGGUAUCAUUUUCCUUUGCUGCCUCCCACCCGCCUUCUCUCCCUCUGUUACUGAAUAUUCAGAAACACAUCUCGUAGCCUUCGAUCUCAUUCAGUGUUGUCCUGUCUACACAUCAAUUGCAAGGCCUUUGCAUAUUGAGUGUAUGAUACUAUGUAUUCUACGUACUGUAUGUUUGUGCUGUUACUUCUGUGCACUCCUUGUUCCUAGUUGGUAUGUAUUCUGGGUAUUCUGUGAUUGUUACCAGUUGGGUUUUUUUCCACUUGGUAAUCUCUGUUCAUUUUUUUAUUUUUAUUAUUUGGAGUACAAUAGAGACAUUCCAUUCUCUAUGAGGAAGGACUUCUAUCCACCUAGAGUCAUAACUGCGUAGUUGUGUAUACUGUACAUCACUGGGCUAAACUCCUGUGAUUCCAAAGUACCUUAUCACUUGAGAAGAACAAUCGACCGGUUGUCAUCGUAGCCUGUUUAAAAAAAAAAAAUAAAUGUAACCACAAGUGCACUGACAGAAAAACUAUAUUUUAAAGGCAAGCUGCUAACAAGAAAGGUCACACAUGCGAAACUUUAAGUGGGUGCUUACCACAAUUUAACUCAGCAAAGAGAUUAACAGAGAGCCAAUGGGAAAGAGUCAUCAUGGAUUAUGACCACGGUCAGGUUAUGAAUCAUGACAGAAGGUAACAAUCCUGAAGGUGUUGUUUGUUCACGCACCCUUAAUACCCUUAAAGAGUUUUGUAUUUAUUUAACUCCUGACUCUAUUAGGAUAUAAAGAACAUUAACAGAGGAUUAUUUUAUUCAUGAACGUAAAAUACUAAUAAAAAUCUAUUUAUGGAAUAAUGUUACAAACAUUAGAUAUGGUUGAUCAAAUCACUCACAGACUCACUGAGAAACUCUUACCUGUCAUGGCAGCUGGAUAUUGAUUUUGAUUUGGCGUUAAUAUUGAAUAAAUCUGCCCAGAUGAUAAAAACAAA